AUGACGUUAGAGCCCCUGGUCUAUGACAAAUCCAUCUUGAACGGCUGCAAGUCUGCGAUCAAAUUUAGCGAAGUGCAGGCGCCGCUCCCGGGCUCGUACCGCUCGACGCGCAGCACCGUCUACGGGGUAGAGGAUCCGAGCGUCCUAGGCGGGGCCCGGCGGUCGCUCCGGGGCCACUCUCCAAGCCGGGCAUCGCAGGGCACCGCGGAACCAAGCAGGAGCUACUCGGACCGGCUGGGUCAAGCGCACACUGGAACCCCUCCCGGAACCCCACCGGCGGCCCGCGGGACCCCUCCGCCGCGCCCGGCACCCGCGCCGCCCGACACCGCGACCCGGGCCCCGCCACCCAGCACCGGCCCGGGACCUCGCCGCGACACCCCGCACCGCACCGGGACCCCGCACCGGGACCCCGCAACGGGACCCCGCACCGCGCCGGGACCCCGCCGCCAUCUUCCGCCGCGUCCCCGGGCCAGGCCGGGCGCGCCCCCGCGCCGCGGGCGGACGGCGCCCCCUCCCCCGCCGCGCUCCCCUCCCCCGCGCCCGCCCCCAGCCCCGGGCGGCGGGGCAAGUGCGGGCCCCGGGCGCCGCCCGCCCGACCCGAGGCGGCGCAGCGGUGCGGCAGCGGCCGCCGCGGCCGGUGUGAUUGAUAGGGACGGCGGCGGCGAGAGCGGCGGCGGCGGCGGCGGAGCGGUUGACAAUCGGGACCCGCAGUGCCGCGCCCGCGUCCAACCGUCACGCCGACGCCGGGCCACGCGACACAGCCUCGCUCAAUGGGAGGAGGGCGACGCCGACGCGCGCCGCAUCAAUAUUCACCGCGGGGGCGGGGCCUGCUGGCGACGGGCCCCGCCCCCGCCCUGCGCGGCGGCGGGCGCGGGGUGGGGCCUGCGCGGGGGCGGAGCGGACCCCGGCCCCGCCCCUCGCGUCCGCAGCCGGGCCCCGCCCCGGCCGGUCGCGUAG
Marmota flaviventris (yellow-bellied marmot) is the source of this 957-nucleotide messenger RNA. The record is from RefSeq and is a predicted model, not a curated record. Lineage: Eukaryota; Metazoa; Chordata; Mammalia; Rodentia; Sciuridae.